AUGAGCCAAGAACUGCCGGGUAGUACUGACGCUGCAGAACGGUUAACUACUUCCAGCGAUCGCGUGUUUACUGGAACUACAUUCAUGAGUAACGCAACCACUACGGAUGGCUCAUCGAAGACGAACAUCAAACCACCACCUGUAUCGCCCAGUCCCGCGUAUCUGAUGUCAAUGCAAAAGCCGUUUGCCAACACAGCGGGAGCAAACGUCACGUUACUGCGCUGGACUACCUAUGCCGUUAAUCAGUACAACGUACUCCCAAUGAACCGGGUGCCAGUUUUAUUGCCGAAGGCUUGGGCUCCAUAUUGUGGUGACCUAGAAUUGGCUGUAUUUCAUAUGCAUGAGUCCUACCCAGUGACACCAGGUGAAGAACAGCAUGUGCCGUUAUCCGUACCGUUUCUCCUGCAUAACAGUUUGGGCAUCCAAAUGAAUCGUUUUGAUCGGCCUUCCAGAUCUGUCAUUCCCUAUGGCAGACAAGGCGGUAAAUAUCUCCCCGAUGCGGUCAUCCAUCCUGCCUGCGAACUCGUUCGUAGACAUCGCAAGCCACUCGCUCGAGAAAUUAGCAAAAGGGAUUUCAAGCUAGAACGACAAAAGCAAAACGAAGCUCCCGUGACGCCACAGUUGUUACUCAAUCAAAUCCAAGGGAAUUAUUCAUCGAAAGCUUGUUGUCCAUACCCUUGUCUGGAAAAUUACAUCGCGGCUAACAAGGGCCUCGUCUCGGAGAAAGAACCACAGGCUUCAAGCUUCCUGUCGCUUGAGCAGGACCUGAAUCACUGGAAAGAUGGUGUGGUGGAUGUUCGACAGACAACAGCGGAUCUUCGCAAAUAUAGCCUUACAAGAUGUAAUGAGAGCGAACCAGGAAUGUCUAGCUCGGGAAUACUCGAACAAUUACCUUCUCCAACUAUCGUUAGUAGCCCAGUAUCCACUCCACGUAUAGAUCCUCAUCCGGAAGUGCCCGUACCACUUACUGAGGAGAAGAAAUCGAUCGAUAAUGAAGUUAUUUUAACAUACGUUCCAAAACCCGUAGAAAGUGAACCCAAACUAACGUCAGAGGAUAAGAGCGAGCCUUCAAUAGAAACUCAAGAGGUGGAAGAUAAGGAGGUGAUUUUAGAAGUCAGUGUUAGCGAUCUUGUUGAAGAAGCAGAGUUUGAUGCAGACAAGAAGCAUUCUAUUUUACAAGAAAGUGAAAGACCUGAAGAGUCUGAAGAGAGUGUGGAUCGUCCCGAUUCCUUCGAACCUGCAUGCAAUGAGGGAGGGGCCGCACAGGACAGCUCACUGAGUGUAGAAGUACAGGACCAAAUUGAAGUCACAGCCUCAGUCGAAUUAACAGACCACGAGGCGUCUCCUGAAGUUUCGUCAGAAGAGGUCCAGAUUUCCUCUACAGUAACUGAACUGGUUCAACCGCCGUCGGAAAAGCAAUCCAUCCCUGAGCUUUUACCUGACAGUUCAACGGAGAAUCCUCUCCAAACUACCCCUGAGUAA
Opisthorchis viverrini is the source of this 1482-nucleotide messenger RNA. RefSeq lists its product as hypothetical. The transcript is spliced from 5 exons. NCBI's taxonomy places the organism in Eukaryota, Metazoa, Platyhelminthes, Trematoda, Opisthorchiida, Opisthorchiidae. The record is from RefSeq and is a predicted model, not a curated record. The coding region runs from base 1 to 1482 and encodes 493 amino acids.